This is a messenger RNA of Uranotaenia lowii, 889 nucleotides long. RefSeq names its product histone-arginine methyltransferase METTL23-like. The transcript has 2 exons. Lineage: Eukaryota; Metazoa; Arthropoda; Insecta; Diptera; Culicidae. Bases 27 to 749 code for a protein of 240 amino acids. Gene Ontology annotation, cellular component: nucleus; cytoplasm. The record is from RefSeq and is a predicted model, not a curated record.
AAAUUACAGUACCUGCCGCGUCAAACAUGACAAGAUUCCAUCAGCAGCAGCAACAAAUGGAAAACAAUGUUGAACAGAUAAAAACGUUUAUUUUUGGAACCAAAAACAAACACAACGCGGCGGAAGCGACAGAAAAGUUGGAAGUGCUGAUACCGGAGCUUCUUCUUCCCGGGUAUUCUUUUUAUACCUGGCCCUCGGCUCACGUCCUAGCUUGGUUCCUUUGGCAGCGGCGGGUAUCUCUGAGUAGCAAACGGGUGCUGGAACUGGGAGCCGGGACUUCACUCCCGGGGAUAGUAGCGGCCAAGUGUGGUGCUCACGUUACCCUGACCGAUUGCAGUACCUUGCCGAAAACGCUUCAGCACAUUCAACGGUGCUGCCGGUUAAACCACUUGAUUCCGGGCAAGGAUAUUGAAGUUGUCGGGCUUACUUGGGGACUGUUCUUGGAUCAAAUCUUUCAGUUGGGUGCAAUUGAUUUAAUUAUUGGAUCGGAUAUCUUUUACGAUCCAUCGGUGUUCGAGGAUAUUUUGGUUACGGUUUCCUUUCUGUUGGAGGCAAAUCCACAGGCUAAGUUUCUGUUUACCUACCAGGAGCGAAGUUCGGAUUGGAGCAUAGAGACUUUGCUGAAAAAGUGGGGACUCAAUUGUAACGUCAUCAGCUUGGAUAAUCUGAGCACCGAACUCGCCAUCGAUCCGCAGGAGUUGAUGGGCAACCACACGAUCCAUCUGCUAGAAGUUACUAAGAGAUCGUAAGUUUUAAACAUUCAAAAAUCAAUCAUGUCUUCCUCGGGGGCUGCAGCCAUCGCACGUGGCGUUCAGAAGCUGUUCGUCGGCAAUCUUCCGUGGACGGUUAGCACCAAGGAACUGAAGGCGUACUUUUCAAGGUUUGGACA